CUUUCAGUGAAAGUGAGUCCCAUCGAUAUUACGGAAAAUCUUUUCUUCGCUAUUUUUGGCCAAAAGGACACGGACGACUUCACGAUAUCGUUGAAACGAAAGAUGCAACCAAGUUGGACCAUAUAUUUGUUUAAGGUAUCCUUUUCUAUGUACAUGUUGGUUAGCGUGAUAGUUCUAAUUAAUCUGUUAAUCGCGAUGAUGUCUGACACGUACCAAAGCAUUCAAUCUCAGAGCGACAUUGAGUGGAAGUAUGGGCUCAGCAAACUUAUUCGGCAAAUGCAAAAAACACGAACUGCGCCUUCACCUUUAAAUCUUGCUACAUCUUGGAUUCCGUUCAUUGGAAAAGCAUGUAAUAGUCGAAGCAGGCAAGAACGAAAGGCAGGUGUAAUGCGAUUACUUGCAGGACAUCCGUUUACGCAGGAUAACGGAAUAUUAUCGCAACAACCUGAUACCAUUAGUUUUCCAUUACUUCGACCAAGUCCGUUGGAAAGUCAAUUAUCUUUCAAAGAUUCGAUGAAAAUCGAAAAUGUCGUCGAUUGGAAUCUCGUAAGAAAAAAGUAUAGAGUAAGAUUUGGUAAUGAAAUCGAGAAACCUCUUCCAGAAGAUUCGUCUACAACCAACGCAAACGUUUAAACAAUUUUAUACACAUAUAUAUACCUCUAUAUUAUUUAUAAACACUAUAAAUUUAUCACCUUAUCGUAAAUGAAAUCUAUAUA
Molecule: messenger RNA, 716 nt
Organism: Osmia lignaria (orchard mason bee)
Lineage: Eukaryota; Metazoa; Arthropoda; Insecta; Hymenoptera; Megachilidae
Source: RefSeq, a predicted model, not a curated record